Messenger RNA from Pleuronectes platessa (European plaice), 1895 nucleotides. RefSeq names its product C-type lectin domain family 17, member A. The record is from RefSeq and is a predicted model, not a curated record. The transcript has 8 exons. Lineage: Eukaryota; Metazoa; Chordata; Actinopteri; Pleuronectiformes; Pleuronectidae. The coding region runs from base 222 to 1148 and encodes 308 amino acids.
ACAAGCUGCAGCUUCUGACGGUAAAAACAUACCAUAUGCAAAUUGAGAAACUGCGGUUCACGUGUUAGGUGCUGAAGGAAGAGGAACCUCGUUGGUUCUCUAUAAGGUAGUGCAGCGUUGUUGUAGUUCAGUCCACACUUUCAAUCAUCCGCCAAAGCUCAUUUGAACAAACCUGCUCUCCUUCUCUGCACUGACACAAGAACGGUGAUGAACAGAGUGUAAUGAUGGAGGAAGAACUCAAUUAUGCUACUGUGGUUUUUAAAAAUGGUGGUAGUCCUCAGAAAGAAAACGAUGAGGACUCUACAAUUUAUUCUACAGUUAAAUCUAAAGUUCCUGCAGCGACUGGAACAAUAAAAGCAGCUGGAGGACUAGCUGCUGCUCCUCCACCAGCUGGAGCAGGUGGAGGAGCAGAAGCCGGAGGAGCAGCAGCGGCACACUCCCGGCACUUUGUCCUGCUGCUGGUGUGUUUGGGGAUUCUCUGCGUCCUGCUCAUGGCGUGCAUCGGCGUCAUCAUCUACAUCUGUGGGGUCAUGAAGGCCCAGGAAGCUGUCGCAGAAAACGUCAUCCACCUCGAGAAGGAAAAUCAUCAGCUGGUGAUGGAGAAAGAAAUCCUAGCGAACGAGACCGAGGUGCUGACCCGAGACAGAGAUGAUCUCAACAGGACGCUCGGAGUCAUCAUGACGUUCCAAAACUUCCCAGUCAAUAAAUUCUGCCCAGACAAAAGGUGUCAGCCGUGCCGGGAGAGAUGGAUUCCGUUCCAGGAUCACUGCUACCUGUUUUAUGACAAACCCCCUCGUUGGAAGACAUGGGAGGAAGCACGAACAAUUUGUCGACCUAACGCAGACCUGGUUGUUGUCGACAGUUUACAAGAGCAGGAAUUCAUUAAUAAUCACACCAAGUACUACUACGACAAGAAUCAUGGAUACUGGAUGGGAUUGCAUCAAAAUGAGGACAACAAGUGGAUCUGGAUUGAUGAACGAAAUGAGACUGAGGGGUACUGGAUUCAGGAGAGAGUCAAAAACACUGGUAAAUGUGCGAUGACAUUCCCUCGGCAUAAUGCGACAGCCAGCUGGGGCCCAUCAAGUUGUUCAAUGCAGAACAAAUUCAUCUGUGAGCAUGAAGCCCUCGUCAGGACUCCAGUCAGUUAGCAUAUUGGGUUUUCUCGUUCCAAACUUUGCAUUCAAAUUGAAAUUUACAAAACUGUUCCACCAGCGUUUGGAACAAUUAAGUGCACAAGAAACAGAGAAAAAACAAUAAUGGAUACAACAUAAGGUAAACAACAAAGGGUGUUUGGCGUGCAAGUGUUAAUUUUAUGUAUCUAUGAUUUUGUGUUAACAUGUGUUUUUAUUAGCUACUGUGUACGAUCAAUUUGGAUGAAUAUAUUGUAAUGUGUGAAAAGUGUAAAGACAAGAAGCCUCAACCUGGUUCACACACUAAUUAAUAUUUUGUCAUUUACAAAAAUAUAUAUACAAAAUGUCCUGCAUGCUGAUGCUGCCAUCUUGUGUCGAUAACCUCAUUUGACACCAGAGUCUAGUCGUGAGUCUCAGCUGUCAAUCCUAAUGUUUCCCCUUGUUUUUAUAUCCUCAAACAAAAACCUAAAUCAAACUUGUCAUAAAAUUUUACAUUUAAACAAACAUCAGUGUGAUAAGAACAAUCUGAAAUGACACAAACCAUCUUUGGUUCUUUUAUUUGACAUGUGACUUUUUAGUAGCUCCAUGGCCUUUAGAGGGCGAUGGAGAUUGAGAUUUGGGGGAUCCUUCAUGACGUCCAUCUUUAUACACAGAUCUCUAUAUACAACCAAACCACCGGUGUGAAGCUAUAUGAUGAAGUAUUUGUAUUAACAUGUUAAGAAAUAAAAAUGGGCUCUUCAAAAUAAAAGCAGCCUGUCCAAUAAC